Oppia nitens is the source of this 1641-nucleotide messenger RNA. RefSeq names its product endoglucanase E-4-like. Bases 65 to 1462 code for a protein of 465 amino acids. Gene Ontology annotation, molecular function: hydrolase activity, hydrolyzing O-glycosyl compounds. Gene Ontology annotation, biological process: carbohydrate metabolic process. The record is from RefSeq and is a predicted model, not a curated record. The transcript is spliced from 7 exons. NCBI's taxonomy places the organism in Eukaryota, Metazoa, Arthropoda, Arachnida, Sarcoptiformes, Oppiidae.
UAUAAAAUAUCUAAAUAAUAAUGAUAAGUUUUAAUUGAAAAUUUUUUAACAAAAAAUUAAAAAUAUGUUAAACAUAUUAAUAAUAGUAUUGUCAGUAGCACUGGUAGGUCAAACUGUGACAUUUCAAACCGAGUCUAAUGGCAACUAUAACUACGGCGAUGUAAUACAUUCAUCAUUACUGUUUUAUGAGGCCCAGAGAUCGGGUAAAUUGCCGACCGAUAACCGGAUCCCAUGGAGAGGUGACUCUAUGCUUGACGACGGCAAGACUGUCGGUUUGGAUCUGACCGGCGGUUACUUCGACGCCGGUGAUUAUGUGAAAUUCAAUUUUCCGAUGGCCUAUACAGUGACUGUCCUCUCUUGGGGUGCCAUUGAGUUUGAGGACGCCUACAUUCGGGCCGGGGAACUUGACAAUGUCCGCAAAGCUAUCAAAUGGGGAACCGAUUAUUUUAUUAAAUGUCACACAAACGAGGAUCAACUCUAUGGACAGGUGGGUAAUGGAGAAGAAGAUCAUGCGGUUUGGAGUCGACCUGAGGACUGGUCAAAGACCGGUAAAGUGAGACCAGCCUACAAAAUAACAUCAAAUAAAGGAGGUAGCGACUUAGCGGGUGAAACGGCCGCCGCAUUGGCCGCAGCAUCGAUGGUGUUCCGUAAGACUGACCCGACAUAUGCCGAUUUAGUCCUAAAACAUGCCAAAAGUUUGUACACAUUUGCUGAUCAACAUCGCGAUACAUACACGAGUGAGAUCACCGAUGCCAUCAACUUUUACAAGUCAUGGUCCGGUUUUGGUGAUGAGUUGGCCUGGUCUGCACUCUGGCUGCUCAGGGCUACCAAUGAUAGCCAAUAUAGAGCACAAGUGGACAAACAUUUUCAAGAGUUUGCCUCUAAGUUGACUGGAAGGCCAUCAGAGUUCGGUUGGGACGACAAGACGGCUGGUGUUCAGGUAUUGGCCGCUCAACUGAUUGGCGAUGAAAAGUACAAGACUAUGGUUAAGACUUUUUGCGAUUGGGUCGUCAAUUCUGCACCUAAAACACCAAAAGGUUUGGUAUAUAUCAAUGAAUGGGGAACUCUAAGACACGCGGGUAAUGUGGCAUUUAUUUGUUUGCAGGCCGCAAAAUUAGGUAUCAAUGAACAGCCGUAUCGUAAGUUUGGUGAAUCGCAAAUUGGCUAUAUUUUAGGUGAUACCGGCAGAAGUUUUGUUGUAGGUUUGGGUGUAAACCCACCUACACAUCCACAUCAUAGAUCAUCAUCAUGUCCUAACCCACCGGCUGUUUGUGAUUACGGCGCUGAAACAAAUCCCGGACCUAAUCCACACGUACUGACCGGUGCUAUGGUAGGCGGACCCGAUAGAAAUGACGUAUACGAUGACAAACGUACCGAUUAUAUGCACAAUGAGGUGGCCAUCGACUACAACGCCGCCUUUCAGGGAUCAUUGACUGCAUUAUUACAUUUUCAAUUGAAAUAAACAUAAAUAAAAUUUAUAUAUACAGUAGAAAUGUUUUAAUUAUAAUUAUUACAAUAUCAGUAUAUGACUUUACUUAUUUAUCACAUUUUUGUUACAUUUAUAGAUACAUCGAAAAUAUAUUAAAACAAUUGUUAUUUAAACAAAUUGUGAAAUAUACUUUUGUGAGAUAUAUUAAAACU